AGGACAACACGACACAUCGGAGAAUAAAUUUGCGUAAAUGAUUCAAGGCGAUAAAAUGAACUGAACACAGUACAACCGAGGGGUCAUGGCGCAGUGCAAACAGUCAGCUCCAGAAUUCAUCCAGAAUGCAUUUAGUCCGCACAUCGCAGUGUUGUGUAGUGCAGACGCAGAGGUUUUGUGUAAAAAAAAUAAUUUGACAUUUGCUCAGCUCAUCCAACCUUUCUGCCGUUUAGGGACCGAAGUGCAUAUCCGCGACCCGAACAAUGCACCCCACACGGUCCACUCUCUGCGAAUCAAAGUGUGUGACAUGUCGAGCACCCCGCCCCAGCAGGCCGAUGUGCGCAAGAUGCUCAACGACGCGGUGUCGGGGGCACAGCUACAAACUGGGGAGGCAGGGAGGUGCAACGUCAAGUCGGUCGGCAGCUACGAUCUUCAGCUGCAUGAGUCGACCCCAUGGUUUGAAGCAUACCGAGAAUGUUUUCUUGAUGUCAUCACUCCAUCAGAUCACGAGUAUCUGAGCCACUGUUUAGCAUGUGCGUUUGUUGUGUCGUCGAGCAACACGGACCCCAUCGCCAUCUUCAACAGUCUGACCGGUCAGCAGCUACAGCAACAGCAGCAGUUUCCUAACAAGGUGCCGCGCUGGUUUUGUCCGGGAAUCCUCAACUACUACGUUCUGCUCCACGACGUAGUCGAGGGAGAGCAAGCCAGGGCUGAAGCGAUUUACCAGAGUAUGAAGUCGACGUUCAAGCCUCACUGCUGCCACCUGUUACAGAUCAACUCGCGGUCUCUACAGACUGUGGAGAACAUGAAGAGCGAGACGUCACUACCCGACCCGUGGAGUCAGUUCCUACCUCAGCCACAAGAAAUCCAGCCUCCAAAUCCCCAUAAACCAAGAUACUUCAUAACAUGGGAAGGAGUGGAGUACGACUACCUCCAGUCCCAGGACGAAGACUCCCUCUUCCCGUCUCACCUGUCUGAGGGCGACCUCACCCAUGGACAGAACCUCGACUCAUCAUCCAUCAUGGAGGGCUCCAUAGAGACCGGCCUGGAGGCCACCGAGACCAAGGUCUCAGAAAGUACGUCUACCAGUGACCUGAUGAUGGACCAUCCCCUUGCAUUCACCGCACCUGUAAGUCUCCACGAGGAUGCUGAUGUGUGUCGCGAGGGGGACGGGACAGCCGCAGCUAACGGCUACCAGGACUCAAAAUCCAGCCUCUCGCCGUCAGAGCUGCGCGAGAAGGCCAAGCUGCGAGCCCAUGGCAUUUGUUUGACGUCCAGCGACAUGGACAGGCUGAAGAUAUUCAUGCACGAGUUCGUCGUCCGGGCCCUGAUUCCAUGGGCCGAACACCAGAUGAGAAUUUUUAAUGACCAGUUGACGUCAAGAAAAGGCCUUCACCGGUCGUUCUUCAGUGCCACAAAGAAAUGGUUUGGAAGUAACAAGCCGGCUGGUCCUGUCCAGGCAAACCAGAACACAUCGGUCGUCUACACAUCGGAGGCCCCCGAGCUACAGCUACGUCGCCUUGCCGACCUGGCCUUCCUGUUCCAGAUGUAUGACUUCGCGUACCACACGUACCACACCGCCAAGAGAGACUUCAAUAACGACCACGCCUGGCUGCACUUCGCCGGAGCUCUCGAGAUGGCCAGUGUCUCUAUCUUCAUGUUGGGUAGUGCCAGUCAGCGCCAGUACCCACACCACUACAUGGAGUCGGCCAUCACAACAUACCUGACGUCUUGCAGGAAUAUUCAGUACGCGACGAGAGCGACGCUGGUCAGCACGGAGGCUCUCAAAUGUCGAGGGAUGUUCCACGAGGCGGCCAUGCAGUUCCUCAAGAUGACCAGCGAGGACACUGAUUUGGUGAGUGCGUUAUUUCUGGAGCAGGCUGCUCACUGCUAUAUCAACAUGAAGUCUCCUAUGGUGAGGAAGUACGCAUUUCACAUGAUUCUUGCUGGACACCGCUUCAACAAGUCCGGUCAGAGAAAACAUUCCUUGAGAGCAUAUUCCCAAGCUUUGCAAAUAUUCAAAGGAAAACAAUGGAAGCUAUCCGAGGAUCAUAUACACUUCACUAUCGGCCGGCAGUCUUUCAACCUGAAACAGCUGGAGAACGCAACAUCGGCGUUCAAACAUCUGCUGAUGGGCGAGAGUAAACAGCCAGCUGCACAACAGGGGGCAUACAUCAGGGAGUACCUCUUUGUGUACAAGCAACAACUGGCUUUAGAUGCUGGAGAAAGCUGUUCGUACGGAAGACUGCCAGAAUUACCCAUGCCAAAUUUAGACGUGGGAGCUAUUAAAGUGUUGUUAGGAGCACAUUCCAGUAGACAAGAAACGGUAAGAAAGACUCCCGCAUCAGGUAUCUGGUUUGAUCACGACGAGGAACACAAUUCUAAAUGGCAGAGUCUAGAGGAGCGGCUAGUGUUGUCUGCUAACAAUGGUGUCAUGCCAGUGGCAUUCCGGCCGACACUCAGGUGUUUUACUAACAAAACAGAGAACAAGUUCAGCCCAGCAACAUUUGUUGGUGAGCCAAUAAUCGUGGAGGUUGAGGUGGAGAACCCACUGCUGGUGACGCUGGUGUUGUCCGACAUCAUGCUGCUGUGGUCGUUCCUCCCCGGUAUCGCGGGAACCGACAAACCACAGCUCAUAUCCAACGAGGUGUCCACAGGCGUCAAGAACAACCUGGCUGAUGAAAUUAUCCAGACAACGGUCGUUAAGGAAGUUGUUUUAGAAGGACAUCAGCGAAAACCAAUUCACUUGACCCUGGUACCUCGACAGCCUGGUGAACUGCGGGUCGUGGGUCUGGCGUACAACCUGGGCACGAGCUCCCAGAAUGCCUCAGCCGGUCUAUCGGGCAGCAACAACACGGCGAAGGGCGGCUACAUGGGCAGCAUCUACGUGCGUGGCAAACAGAGGCUGGAGGUGCAGGGGCCGAGACUGAACAUCACCAGCGAGGACAAGACGCAGAAGAAUUACGGGCCAGAUCGAAGGCUGGAUCUCGUCGUCUUGGAAGAAAUGCCCAUUUUAGAGGUGAACUUCUGUGAUUUCCCGGACUCGCUGCUGUGUGGAGAGGUCCACUGUAUAGAGAUCGAGAUCACAAACAGCGGGCGCAGUCCUCUACACAGACUCAAAGUGACCUCCAGCGACCCCACGUUCUUCACGUUCGGGUCGGGUCGCGACCUCCCCAAGUAUCCAUAUGUCUAUCAGAUGAAGUCUGUCGACAGACUCGACACUAGUGCAGUGGAAAGCAGUAUAUGUGAUACGAACUCUAGAAACACUGUUGUGAACAUUCCCUUACCCAACGCAGUGUUGAAACCGGGGGAGGUGGUCUCUGUACCCCUCUGGCUGCGUGGAAAUGACAUUGGUGGGGUGCACGAGGUGGAUUUUCUCUUUUACUAUGAACCCGUGAAUAUACAGUCAAAAGUCAGGCACCGAAUCCUUCAACACAAAGCGGUUGUGAAAACGGUUGAAUCCCUGAGUGUGCGUGCAACCGUGACCAAGCCAAGCACGUGUGUCACUCGUAACCAAGGGCAAGAACUCAACUCGUGUAUUAUUUCCUGUGAACUGGAAAACCUCAGUCAGGUGCAGGUUCAAUGUCCCCACAUCCAGGAGUUACAGAUUACCCAAGUGUCGUGUGCCAGUCCUCGCUGGAUGGUCGAGAGUCUCAGUAUUUCAGACCAGGAAGGUUUGCGUGUGGGCAGCCGGGAAACUCUGCAACUCACAUUAAAGGGUAAAAAAGCUGACUCCACUGCAGCUGAGGAGUUUUUAUUCACUGAAGUGCCAUUUGAUAUACAGCAGAUCAGCAGUGUGAAGACGCCAUGCUGUGAUUUCUUCUUCCAUAGUGUCGUUCACCGCAAGUGUAAAGACCCGAGUAAGAGUGACACACCCGUGCCGCGGAGACACCACCGGCCACCGCCAGACUUCAGCCGCCUCAACCGAGCACUCGAGAUCAAUCUCACGCUGAUCUUCCUCUGGAAGGCUUUUGUUGCUCAAGAGAACGGUCAGAUGAAGAUAUUGGUUGGUCAGCACCACGUGCAUAUUGACAAAGUCAACACUGUCGCAACAUCCUAUCCAUUUAUUAUGUCAAAUAACAAUGUACCUCCCCUGAAGUUUAUGCGAGAUUUGGAGCCGCAGACAAAAUCUCAGCCGAGUUUAGAAGUGACUACGAAGCUAAUUAGUUUCUCGUUCGUCCACGACCAGACAGUUCAGCACAACUUCAGUAAAGGUAUCUGUGUUGUACCGGUGACGUUGAAGCUCCAAAACCAGUCUGAGACAGCAGUGGACAUUCUAGUGGACACCAGCAAGUCCUCGGACAGACUUGGUUCGACCCACGCUGAGUCUACGAUGUUACCGAUGAGCUACCACACGAGCCAGCCGAUGAACAGCAGUUUCCGCUGGGUGGGUCAGACCCUGGCCCGCCUGUCUCUCGGCCCCGGCGCCGGUCAGCAUGUCACUCUGAGGGCCGCGUUCUGCCACCCAGGCAUCUACAACCUCAACAACCUGGCCGUGUUCGUCACCUACUCCGACGACAUGUCACAGAUGAUAUCUCAGAAACACAGCACGCCAAGCAUUAUCACCCUGAAUACAACUAGUUUGUGAACGAUUGUGACAUGUCACAGAUCAUAUUUUAGAAACACAGCACGCCAAACAUUAUCACCCUGACUACUGCUAGUUUGUGAACGAUUGUGACAUGUCACAGAUGAUAUCUCAGAAACACAGCACACCAAGCAUUAUCACCCUGAAUAUCACUAGUUUGUGAAUGAUUGUGACAUGUCACAGAUGAUAUCCCAGAAACACAGCAUGCCAAGCAUUAUCACCCUGAAUACCAUCAGUUUGUGAAUGAUUGUGACAUUUCACAGAUGAUAUCCCAGAAACACAGCACACCAAGCAUUAUCACCCUGAAUACUACUAGUUUGUGAAUGAUUGUGACAUGUCACAGAUGAUAUCUCAGAAACACAGCAUGCCAAGCAUUAUCACCCUGAAUACCACUAGUUUGUGAACGUUUGUGACAUGUCACAGAUGAUAUCUCAGAAACACAGCAUGCCAAGCAUUAUCACCCUGAAUGCCACUAGUUUGUGAACGAUUGUGACAUGUCACAGAUGAUAUUUCAGGAACACAACACCAAGCAUUAUCACCCUGAAUACCAUCAGUUUGUGAACGAUUGUGACAUGUCACAGAUGAUAUCUCACAAACACAGCACUCCAACCAUUAUCACCCUGAAUACCACUAGUUUGUGAACGAUUGUGACAUCACUAUGUGACAUGUCAGAGAUGAUAUUAAAAAAAACCCCAGCACACCAAUCAUAACCCUGAAGACCACUACUUUGUGAACAUUUGUGACAUCAUGUCGUGUUUGUGACAUCAUUUGGUGACAUGUUGCAGAUGACAUCUCUGAAGCACAACACACCAAGUGUUGAAUACCACUAGUUUGUGACAUCAUGUCGUGUUUGUGAUGUCAUUCCGUGACAUGUCACAGAUGAUAUCUCUGAAGCACAACACACCAAGUGUUGAAUACCACUAGUUUGUGACGGCAUGUCGUGUUUGUGAUUUCAUUCGGUGACAUGUCACAGAUAUCUCAAAAACCAGCAUACCAAACAUUAUCACCCUGAAUACCACUAGUUUGUGAACAUCUGUGUCAUGUCGUGUUUGUGACAUGCUCCAAACAACACCUCACAGAGGAUAAGAAACAUGGCUGCCUUCCAGAGGUAAUCAUAUAAGCUGGAUCGACUAUAUUUUCCAGGGUUUUACUACAAAUAUCUUGCAAUAACAAAACUGCACAAAUAUGUAAGGGAAAAAAGACAUUUUAUUUUAGACAUGACAAACAUAUAUGUAUAUGGAUAAUGAUGAGUGUUGAUGCUGCAGUAUUUCCCUGUCACUAUGGAACUCUUUCACAUGGGACAUGUUGCAUGCUGUCUGUCAUGUAAGCUUUACUAAAAGCAACCCCUGCAAUUAAGACAAUUAAUAUACAUGUAGUCCACAGAAUUAAAAACUCCACGGCAUUUCAUAUUGCUAUGGACAAUUGCCAGGGGUUGCUAAAACUAGUUAUUGCAUGUACAAAUAAUUUAGACAAUCCAAAAGUGACUGUCUUUUUUUUUAACAAAACGUGUGUGUGUUGUGUGUAGUAAAAAAAAUAAUUGAAGAAACAGUGGCUGUUUGAUGUUUUUUCACCAUCUAUAAACCAUUGAAAAAUAGUUUGUUGACAAAUAUGUUAGAUAAAUGUGGAAUUGCCAGAUGAUCAGGAGCAGUUUUUUUUGUUUUUUUUGAAGCUUCAAUCUCUACCCACUAUGUUAUUCCAUCGUUUUCUAAUGCAAACUACAAACACAACUACAAUUUUAAUAAACUUGUGUUGUAUUGCUAUUAAUGGUUAUUGUUGACCUUCAUUCAACAUGCAAGUCUGGGGCCAAUUUCACUAAACAUCGUAAGUUUACGUCUGCGACUAGCAGUUACACCAGGCAUACCUUUACACAUGUUUGGCAUCUAUUUCACACAGAAAAUUACAUCAUUACGGAAGAUGGAGCAUUUUAAUGACAAAAGAAAAUGAAUUAUGUGUACCUAAAACUGUAUUUGUUGUACUGUGAUAGUAAUAAGAAUUGUGUACGUUUACAUGCAAAACAUGGCUUACGAUGUUUUGUGAAACUGGUCCCUGUGGCAGUGUUGGCCAUUUUGUGAGACAAAACAGUGGACUAAUGGCCCACUUCUGAGUGUUAGAAUGGAGACCAAUACAUUGUUAGGUGAUCUAGAUUGUAGCGAGUAUAGUCGAAGGAUAUUGAAGACUGGUGUGCUACUUCAAGACAAUGUGUAUGGUUGAUUCUAGAUGGUUAAAUAAUAAAAAUAUCAAAGUUAUGCUGAUUUAUUAUUGUACCAGAGUAUGUAAUAUAAAAUUUGCAGUUGCAUGUUUUAUCAAUAAAAAUCCUUACUUGC
Messenger RNA from Gigantopelta aegis, 6909 nucleotides. Its product is annotated as trafficking protein particle complex subunit 8-like. Gene Ontology annotation, cellular component: cytoplasmic vesicle; phagophore assembly site; TRAPPIII protein complex. The transcript has 30 exons. Lineage: Eukaryota; Metazoa; Mollusca; Gastropoda; Neomphalida; Peltospiridae. Gene Ontology annotation, biological process: endoplasmic reticulum to Golgi vesicle-mediated transport; protein localization to phagophore assembly site. The record is from RefSeq and is a predicted model, not a curated record. Gene Ontology annotation, molecular function: protein binding. The coding region runs from base 86 to 4588 and encodes 1500 amino acids.